AUGCUGUCAGCUUUCCUGCUCCUACUCCUGGCCACCACAAGCCUAGCCAUGCCUCCGCCAACCCAUGAGCUGGUGAAGCGGAACGUGACUGCCAGCUCCACAUCCACCUCCACAUCCACAAGACAUGAUUGCAUGCAAAAUUGCACAUCACAGUGCGGCCAUGGUAGUGUUUGUGAUUUGGUGUGUUCCAUCCUCGGAUGCCCCAACAUGAAACGAGCGGAUCUUUCGGGCGAAUUCGAGAAGGCAGAGGUAGCGAGAAGGUCGGAUGACGAAGACAAAGACGGCUUUGAAGAUGUUGAGGUGGUCGAGGCAUAG
Fusarium keratoplasticum is the source of this 315-nucleotide messenger RNA. RefSeq lists its product as uncharacterized. The record is from RefSeq and is a predicted model, not a curated record. NCBI's taxonomy places the organism in Eukaryota, Fungi, Ascomycota, Sordariomycetes, Hypocreales, Nectriaceae. Bases 1 to 315 code for a protein of 104 amino acids. The transcript is spliced from 2 exons.